This is a messenger RNA of Lactuca sativa (garden lettuce), 1034 nucleotides long. Its product is annotated as xyloglucan endotransglucosylase protein 2. The record is from RefSeq and is a predicted model, not a curated record. Gene Ontology annotation, molecular function: hydrolase activity, hydrolyzing O-glycosyl compounds; xyloglucan:xyloglucosyl transferase activity. Gene Ontology annotation, biological process: xyloglucan metabolic process; cell wall biogenesis. Gene Ontology annotation, cellular component: apoplast; cell wall. Lineage: Eukaryota; Viridiplantae; Streptophyta; Magnoliopsida; Asterales; Asteraceae.
GAGCUUUUUUCUUUAAUUAUUUCUUACAGGGGAACACAUAUAGGAAGUAGAAGGAAUGGGUCAAAAAAGAUGGGGAGAUGUGUGGAGACAUGUUUUUGUGAUGGUAGUUGUAUUAGUAUAUCUCAUUGGUGGUGCAACAGGAGCAGCGCCAAAGAAGCCAGUAGCAGUGCCCUUCGGAAGGAACUAUAUUCCCACCUGGGCAUUCGACCACAUUAAGUACUUCAAUGGUGGUUCUAACAUCCAGCUCACACUUGAUAACUACACUGGGACUGGCUUUCAAUCCAAGGGUUCCUACCUCUUCGGCCACUUUAAUAUGCAAAUAAAAAUGGUUCCUGGAGAUUCCGCUGGCACUGUCACUGCCUUUUAUUUGUCAUCACAAAACUCGGAGCAUGAUGAGAUAGACUUUGAGUUCUUAGGGAACAGGACAGGGGAGCCUUACAUCCUACAAACAAAUGUAUUCACAGGGGGUGAGGGAAACAGGGAACAACGUAUCUAUCUAUGGUUUGAUCCUACCAAAGCUUUUCACUCUUAUUCAGUCUUGUGGAAUCUCCAUCAGAUAGUGUUUUUUGUUGAUGACGUUCCGAUUAGGGUGUUCAAGAAUAGUAAAAAAUUGGGAGUCAGAUUCCCUUUCAAUCAACCUAUGAAGAUAUAUUCAAGCCUAUGGAAUGCAGAUGAUUGGGCAACGAGAGGUGGACUGGAGAAAACUGACUGGACUAAAGGCCCAUUCGUGGCUGACUAUAAGAACUUCCAUAUUGAUGGUUGUCAAUCCUCGGUGGAUGCCAAGUUCUGCGCAACCCGAGGCAAACACUGGUGGGACCAAAAGCAAUAUCAAGAUCUUGAUGAUUAUCAGUGGCGUCGUCUCCGUUGGGUUCGGAGAAAAUUCACCAUUUACAACUACUGUACUGAUCGCAAACGUUUUCCCACAAUGCCACGUGAAUGCAAAAUUGAUCGUGAUGUCUAAAUAUAUUCAGUUACAUGUUUUUCUAUAGUAUAAGCAUCCCAAAAACCAAAUGAAUAAAGGAUGAUAUAUGUUC